Molecule: messenger RNA, 3875 nt
Organism: Quercus lobata
Lineage: Eukaryota; Viridiplantae; Streptophyta; Magnoliopsida; Fagales; Fagaceae
Product: death-inducer obliterator 1-like
Exons: 5
Coding region: 285-3746 (1153 amino acids)
Biological process (GO): DNA-templated transcription
Cellular component (GO): nucleus
Source: RefSeq, a predicted model, not a curated record
AUCCUUUCACAUUUCUAGGGUUUCUAAUCCUCACAGCACCGGUCACAAUAACCAAUCUCUCUCUCUCUCUCUCUCUCUCUCAGAGACACACACACACAUCUCAGCUCUCUGACUGCGUUCUCGGCUCUCUGAUUCUCCAACAAACCCUAUUACCAGGUUUUGUCUCUGUUUCAAGGCUUACCUGGAUGUACAUCCUUAGGAACCUUGUUUGAACUGUUUUAGACAGGGAAACUAUUUGAAGAUUUGUAGCGCUUAUAUUUUAAGUUAUUCAUUGCUAGUCUAGCAUGUCCAACAGGUUUGUAUCACAACACUUGCCAAUACCAAGCAUGCAAAUGGGUCAAUUGGAACCCACCCUGGGCAAAGUGGACCCAUCAGUACAAGACAUGCAAAUCGGACUGAUGGGAUCUGUAUCAAAUGGUCCUGCAUCUCAUCAGCAUUUUAUAUUAAACACACAGGUGGGGCUAGUGGAUCCCUUGUCUAGUAAUCCUGCGUUGCAGAGGGUAUCAAUGUCAAGCACACAGACGGUAGAUAUUGAAACAAAGUCCAAUAGUCUGGGACCUGUUGAAACCAUGCUGAACAAUGCAGCAUACCAGCACUUGUCUGCACCAAGUAAGCGAAAGGCACCACUGGAGCAUCUUUACAAUAAUAGUGCUGCACAGCAGUUAUCAACCCCUAACAAGCGGUUAGCACAAACGGAACAUAGACCUUGGUUGCAGCAAAUAUCUGGACCAAUAAAAAGAUCUGUACAGAUGCAAUCCAUGCCCACCACGCCCACCACUCCUGGAUCACAGCAUUUGCCAACGCCAAAUAAGAAAGUGGUAUCUGGUAAAUCUGGUUCACAGAGGUCUUCAGUGCCAAAAAAUCAAACUGCAGCGCUGCAACCAUCUCCCAAGGCUCAAACUGAGUCUUUCGAGUCUGUGAGGUCCAAGAUGAGGGAAUCAUUGGCUGCUGCACUGGAACUGGUUUCUGAGCAGAAAGGCAAAUCCUCGAGUCCAGGAAAGAACUCUCAGAGUGACUCCACAAGUGCUUCCGGGCUGAGGCGGGAGAAUUCUCAACCUGCUGAAUCAGUUUUUGGUGCUACUGAUGCACUUGAACUUGCAUCUGAAGAGCCUAAAGUGAUGCCGCUCUCCCAUGAAGAUUGGUCUGCACACAAAAACAAUAAUGGCAAAAGUGAAUCUGAAAUACAGACCAUGAAAGCUGAUGGGAAAGAGACCAAAUCAAGAUAUGUUUUUUCUGGUCAAGAUGUUUCUUUUAGUGAUGAAUUCUUUGUCAAAGAUGAACUUUUGCAGGGGAAUGGACUUUCCUGGGUAUUGGAUUCCGAUAUGGAAGUGGCAGAAAAGAGGGAGAUUCAUACUGCUGAAGAGCAAAAUUUGGAGAAUGAUGAACUGGGUAGGGAUAAAAAAGAAGAAGCUUAUCUAACUCCACAGAUACUGGCAUUUAAAAUUGAAGAAGAACUCUUCAAAUUAUUUGGCGGUGUGAAUAAGAAGUACAAAGAAAAGGGGAGGUCUCUUCUGUUCAACUUGAAAGAUCGUAAUAAUCCUGAAUUGAGCGAAAGAGUCUUGUCUGGAGAAAUUACCCCAGAACGGCUUUGUUCGAUGACUGCAGAGGAACUUGCUUCUAAGGAGCUUUCCCAAUGGCGGAUGGCAAAGGCAGAGGAGCUUGCGCAGAUGGUAGUCUUGCCUGAUGCAGAUGUUGAUAUUAGACGUUUGGUGAGGAAAACACACAAGGGUGAGUUUCAAGUAGAAGUUGAAGAAAAUGAUACUGUUCCAACGGAGGUUUCUGUUGAGCCUAGUUCACCCUCUCUAACGGAAUCAAAAACCAAGGAGAUGGAAGCCCCUAACCUUUCUAAACCUGAUGGAGCCAAUGAUGAAGUGGAUAGUUCUGAGGGAAAGAGUAAUAUAGAAGACCAGGAUACUGCAUGUACACUUACUAUUUCUUCGAAUGAGGGUAAUGAUUUAAUGCAGGGGCUCAUGGUGGAUGACGUAUUGAAGGAUGCAGAUUUUCUUCCUCCUAUUGUGUCUCUUGAUGAGUUUAUGGAAUCUCUUGAUUCAGAGCCACCAUUUGAAAUUCUACCAGUCGAUGCUGGAAAAAUGUCCCCAAUUUCAGACAAGGAUGACCCCGAGAUUGGCUCUGAGUCGAAGUUGUCUGAGCUAACUUCAAAAGAUGUUGAUAUUACGAAAGCUGAACCCGAAAAAGGUGAUGAUGCUGUUGAGCAAUCCAAUGAAGAUGAUGCUGGUGUCAAAUACAGUGAUGGUCAUGCUGACAUGAAACCUAGUGGUGGUCAGACCAAUGGGAGACUUAAUGAUGGUCAGGCCGUAGUUAAACCCAGUGAUAGUCACAUUGAUGAGAGUUCCAAAGCUAGCCACACUGAAGCGAAAUCUAGUGAAAGCUAUUCUCAUUUGAAAUUGAGUGACAGCCAUGCAAAAUCAGAAAUUGUACCUUCUGCUGUCAUAUCCAAGCCUGACCAUGUAUGGGAAGGUGUACUUCAGCUGAACACAUCAGUCAUGCCCUCUGUAAUUGGCGUCUUCAAAAGUGGUGAAAAAACAUCUGCAAAUGAGUGGCUCAGUUCACUUGAGAUCAAGGGGAGAGUUAGACUUGAUGCAUUUGAGAAGUUUCUUCAAGAGCUUCCAUUGUCCCGAAGUCGUGCUGUCAUGGUUAUGCAUUUUUCUGUGAAGGAGGGGUCCCUAGAGAGCGAGCAUGCAAGUAUUCAGGAGGUGGCAGAUUCUUAUGUUGUGGAUGAGAGAGUGGGUUUUGCUGAGCCUGCUAAUGGAGUGGAACUUUAUUUUUGUCCACCACAUAAAAGAACACGUGAAAUGCUCAGCAAGAUCCUCUCGUCUGAACACUUUGAGGCACUUAAUAAUAUUGAUAAUGGCCUAAUUGGUGUUAUUGUAUGGAGAAAGGCUCAGUUAACUUCCAAGAUAUCAUCCAACUCAUCAUUACACCAGAAACAUAAAAAGCAAAAUAUCACUUCUAGGAGACAGCAAGAAACAAAUAUGAAUGUGAAUUUCGCACCUAAACCAACUCAACCUACUAGUAGCUUAACCCCCACCAAUUUUAAACCUCAAGAUGAUGAUGAUGAUGGUGAUAUUCCUCCUGGGUUUGGCCCUGGUGCUGCCCGGGAUGAAGAUGAUCUUCCAGAGUUUAAUUUUUCGGGUGGUGGCUCUGUUCCAUCAUCGCAACAGAAUUUUGCCCAAAAUCCCUCUAGGGGAUCAUCAGGAACGGUCCCAUUUCAAUCACUUUCUCAGACCCCAUCUAGACCUGUGGACCAAAUGAGGGAACUUAUACACAAAUAUGGACAACCUAAAACUGGUGUGCCUUCAGGAAAUUGGCAGGACAACAACAAUAGAGGGUUCGGGGUUGCGAUACAACCUUGGAACGAUGAUGAUGAUGACAUACCAGAGUGGCAGCCACAAGCCCCUCAGCACCAACAACAACAACAAUCAGCUCAAGGCUUUCAUCAGCCAACACUGCGACCACACUUUGUAAACCAACAACAACAGCAACAGGCUUUGCCGUUGGGAUCAAAUCCUCAACAGUCAAUGGUGUCAUUGCAAUCUUUACAACCUCAAAUGAAUGCGACACAAGGGACUUGGUGGGUUCCUCCAGUCCAAGGGAAUGGUCAGCAACCGAAUAAUAUAGGUUGUCAACAGAAUGUAGUAGGGCAGUUCUAUGGGGCACAUGGACGAGGUGUAGGCCAACAAGGCCUGUCCUGGCGACAAAAUGCACCCAAAAGUAGAGGCUUUUAGCAUCUUUUCUUUUCUUUUUUUUUAAUGUAAAGUUAAAUGUUCUUUUCUUUUUUCUCUUUCCCCUAAUUUUCAACAUAUGUGCAAAUUCUGUAACUAUAAAGGUUUUACAUGGUUGUUAUAGCUUCUUUU